AUGGCCGCAGCAAACCAAACUGUAGAUCUGGUCUCCAGCAUUCGCCGUUGCAACAGUUUGGUCGAGGCCAGGACGCUCCACUCGCUCGCUGUGGAGAAUUAUCGCAAGAACCAAACUUUUACGGCAAAUCUCAUGAUUGAGAUGUACGGAAGGUGUGGGGGCAUCGAUGAGGCUAGGAGGGUGUUUGAUGCAAUUGCUAGCAAGAAUGUUUUCUCGUGGACUAUUAUUCUAACAGUGUAUGCCCGGUCUGGGCAUCUGGAUGAGGCAAAGUCUGUCUUUGACACAAUGCCUGAAAAGAACGUUGUCUCGGAGACGACAAUGAUAAUGGCUUACGCAGAAUCUGGAAAACUUGAUCAAGCUAAGCUUGUUUUUGACAGCAUGCAAGAGCGCAACUUGUUUGCUUGGAACGUCUUGAUAACUGGAAAUGCCCGACAUGGGCAUUACAAAGGCGCUCUUAAACUGUCACAGCUUAUGGAUCUCGACGGUGUCAGGGCCGAUCGGAUCACGUUUCUCGCAGUUAUCGAGUCAUGCUCGGGGCUAAACGAUUUUCGAAAAGGCAGGCUCAUGCACUCGAGAGCUGGAGCUUCUGGUUAUGCUCUAGAAACGAAGGUGGCAAAUGCCCUGAUCACAAUGUAUGGACGAUUCGGAGCUCUCGAUGAUGCAACGAAGGUUUUCCAAGAGCUGAAAGACAAGAGCACCGUUUCCUGGAAUGCCAUGGCGUGGGCAUUUGCGUCCAAUGGUCGUGUAGACGAUUCCAGACGCUUGCUCGUUGUUGAUUGCUCAAACAGGGAUUUGAGUUCUUACAACUGCUUGAUCUCGGGGUUCUCCCUGAACGAUCGGCCCCAAGAAGCAGUGGAGGUGUUUGCGAUGCUGCUUUUGGAGGGCGAGUUUCAUCCAAACGACGUGAGCUUCCUCGCAGUUCUUAGCUGCUCGUACUUCAAAAGGAUUCGCGAUUUGAGAACCAUCUACAAUGUCGCGAGCGAGGCGGGCUAUCUUGCAAACACGAGGGUCGCAAACUCUCUCGUGAAUUGUUUUGGCAGAUCUGGAGCUCUUGACGACGCAACUUGCCUGUUCCGGCAGAUCACGAAAACGGCAAAUGCCGCCUCUUGCUGGAACGUCCUUCUCGGCGUCUACGUCGAAAGCAAUCUCCCACGCGAGGCCAUUCUUUUGUUUCGCGAAAUGGACGUGGAAGGCGUAAAGCUCGACUCCAUCACGAUGAUCCUGGCCGUCGAUGCCUGCCGGAUCGGAGGGCCCGGCGCCACCCUCUUCCGGCGCUCCAUCCACGACAGGGCCAUCCGUACGGGCUUUCUCCAGCAUGUGAAAGUCGCCACCGGGCUUGUCACCAUGUACGGCCAGUACGGCAUGGUAGGCGACGCUUUCCAGGUGUUCUGUUCGAUUCCCACCAAAAACCUCCUCGCGUGGACUGCGCUGGUAGUCGCAUUUGCCCGAAACGGGCAUAUGGAAAAAGCAUUGGAAGCGUUUCAACGGAUGGGAUUGGACGGCUGGCAGCCUGACGAGAUCGCCUUCGUCGGUAUCAUCUCAGCUUGUAGUCACGGCGGGCGCGUACGGGAGGGCUGGCGUUUUAUGGCCGAAAUGUACGGGGAGUUUGGCGUGGGCCAAAAGGAGGAACACUAUAGCUGCCUUGUCGACAUGCUUGGAAGGGCGGGGUUACUAGACGAGGCUGAGAGAUUUAUCCAGGAGGUGACUGUAAAUGUAAACCCCUGGAAGGGUAGAAGUUUGUUACUGUCCUGGAAAAGCCUGUUGAGUUCUUGCCGGGUUCAAGGUGACCUGGAGCUCGCCCACAGGGUUUUAACACAGGUAACUAAAGGUGUCACCUCCGGGUAA
Molecule: messenger RNA, 1845 nt
Organism: Selaginella moellendorffii
Lineage: Eukaryota; Viridiplantae; Streptophyta; Lycopodiopsida; Selaginellales; Selaginellaceae
Product: pentatricopeptide repeat-containing protein At2g33680-like
Exons: 1
Coding region: 1-1845 (614 amino acids)
Biological process (GO): RNA modification
Molecular function (GO): protein binding; RNA binding
Source: RefSeq, a predicted model, not a curated record